UGCAGACAUACUGUUGAUAGACUCCCCCCUCCCGCUAUGGUAUUUAUUCUUGAUCGCCCGUCCCCGCGUUACAUCCCACAGCACCAGAAGCCAAAUAGAGCACACACACACACACAACACACCCGACGAUGGCUAGCGCUGCAACGAUCCCCAUCAUCGACAUCUCGGCCGACGGAGCGGACCGUGCGCAAGUCGCCAAGGAGCUGGUGGACGCCGCCGUCGAGUACGGCUUUGUCUACAUCAGAAACGCCAGCCGAGAUAUCACGCCGGAGCAGAUAGACGACGUCUUCAACGUGUCCAAGAUUCUGUUCGCGUCGCCCCUCGAGGACAAGCAGCGAUGUCAGAUCAAGAAAAACAACCAGGGAUGGGCUGGGGUGCACACCGAGACGUUGGAUCCGAAGACGCAGCGAGUCGGCGACUUUAAGGAGGGCUUCAACUUUGGCACCUUCGACGACGAAGGCAAGGCCACGCAGCCCAUUCCGCCGAGCAUCGAGCCGCACCAGGCGCAGCUUGCCGCCUUCCGGCGGGCAUGCCACGACCUGUGCCGCAAGCUGCUCCUCCUAUUCGGCGUCGGCCUAGGUGUCGACCCCCCGGACUUCUUCACCGCCGCGCACGACCCCGGCCUGCCCUCGGGCUCCAUCCUGCGGCUCCUGUACUAUCCGGCGCCCGACGGCUCCGACGCCGCCGCGCCGGUCUCGCGCCAGGACGGCGACGUGCGCGCCGGCGCGCACUCCGACUACGGCUCCGUCACGCUGCUCUUCCGCCUGCGCGGCCAGGCCGGCCUCGAGAUCCUCGAGCCCGGCACCGGCGCCUGGGCCCCCGUGCCCGUCACCCCCCCAGGCACCGAGAACGACCCCGCGCCCCCGAUCCUGGUCAACAUCGGGGACCUGCUCUCGUACUGGACGCAGGGGCUGCUGCGCAGCACCGUGCACCGCGUGGCCUUCUCGGGCGGGCCCUCGUCGUCGUCGUCCGUCGUGCCCGGCGAGUCCUCGGAUGCCCCGCGCUACUCCGUCGCCUACUUCUGCCACCCGGCCGAGGACACGCCCCUCGCGCCCGUCCCGAGCCGCCGCGUCGCCGAGCGCCGCCCCGAGUCCGCCGCCACCGCUGCCGCCGCCGUCAUGACCGCCCGCGAGCACCUCGCCGCGCGCCUGCGCGCUACCUAUCUCCAGAUGUACGCGCACGGCGCCGCGGGCGAGAGCGCGUAGGGCUACGGAGAGAGGA
Messenger RNA from Durotheca rogersii, 1221 nucleotides. Its product is annotated as 2OG-Fe(II) oxygenase superfamily protein. Bases 129 to 1205 code for a protein of 358 amino acids. The record is from RefSeq and is a predicted model, not a curated record. Gene Ontology annotation, molecular function: dioxygenase activity. The transcript is spliced from 6 exons. NCBI's taxonomy places the organism in Eukaryota, Fungi, Ascomycota, Sordariomycetes, Xylariales, Xylariaceae.